Messenger RNA from Gastrolobium bilobum, 1248 nucleotides. Its product is annotated as WAT1-related protein At1g68170-like. Gene Ontology annotation, molecular function: transmembrane transporter activity. Lineage: Eukaryota; Viridiplantae; Streptophyta; Magnoliopsida; Fabales; Fabaceae. The transcript has 7 exons. The record is from RefSeq and is a predicted model, not a curated record. Gene Ontology annotation, cellular component: plasma membrane. The coding region runs from base 1 to 1248 and encodes 415 amino acids.
AUGUCAUACAUUAGCAAUGUCAUAGAAGGCCUCAAGCCUGCGAUUCUGAUGGUGGUGGUUCAAUUUUCUUAUGCUGGGGUUAGCAUCUUGUACAAAUUGGUUGCCAAUGAUGGCAUGAGCUUGAGUGUCCUUAUGGCCUAUCGCUUCCUCUUUGCAUCGGCUUUCAUGGUUCCUCUUGCCUUCUUCAUUGAAAGGAAGAGCAAGCCAAAGAUCACAGUGAAAGUGGUCAUUCAAUCAUUUCUUUGUGGACUUUUUGGAGCAUCCUUACAACAAAAUUUGUUUGUGGAAGCGGUGGCUUUGGCAACUGCAUCAUAUGCUACGGCCAUGUACAACCUCAUUCCUGGUGCCACCUUCAUCUUAGCCGUUUGUUUUGGAUUGGAAAGUUUAAACGUUAGAACAUCAACAGGGAAGGCCAAAGUGCUUGGCACUCUAAUGGGAAUUGGUGGAGCCAUGAUCCUCACCUUCUAUAAGAGCACUGAGAUUCAUCUCUGGUCAACGCAUGUGAACCUCAUUCGACAUAUACAGCCACACAAUGUUUCUACAACUCAAAUUUUGGGUUCUGCUCUUGCUUUGGGCACUUGUAUCUCAUAUUCAAUAUGGUUGAUAAUUCAGGCAAGGAUGAGUGAGAAGUUUCCUUGGCAUUAUACAAGUGCGGCUUUGAUGUCAGUGAUGGCCUCCAUUCAAUCAAUUAUAUUUGCUCUAUGCAUGGAAAGAGAUUGGAAUCAAUGGAAGCUUGGCUGGAAUAUCAGACUUCUCACUGUAGCUUAUACGGGUAUUGUGGCCUCUGGACUAGCUUGGGUUCUCAUUAUGUGGUGCGUGCGAUUAAAAGGCCCACUUUAUGCUUCCAUUUUCAACCCUCUCUUCCUUGUUCUAGUGUCCAUUGCAGGGUCUCUGAUAUUAGAUGAAAUGCUCCAUUUGGGCAGCAUAAUAGGAUCAGUAUUGAUUAUCUCCGGGCUAUAUAUUGUCUUGUGGGGUAAAGGUAGAGAAUUAAAGAGAAUUGCAGAGCAAAAGAUAACAAAAGGCUCACACGGAGUUGAACCAUUGGAGAUAAUUACCACAAAUCAUGCAGAUGGUAAAAGUGUUGAAAAUGAUAGCAGUGACUUGAAGAAUGGUAUUAGUACUCAGUUUAACGGUCAUUUAUCAAAAGAAGGAAAAGGACAAAAUGCAGUGAAAGAUGUUUCAAUAAAUGACACAGAAGAAAAUAAAAUCAAGGAUAUCCCAAUUGACCAUCAAGGAUUCAAAACCUAG